AUGUUGAAACUAAGCUCAGUAGCUUCAAGUUCGAGACCCAAUAUCAGCAGUGAUUCUCUGUUUCCUUUAUUCUUCUUCUUCUCAUCAUCCAGACCCGUGAGUUCCCUAACUUCAGUCCCCCCAUUAGUUGAUGAUAAGGAGGAAGAAUAUGAUGAAUUGAAGAACAUGUAUGCUGUCGCCUAUGUUUCUCAGACCUUCUUUAAUGCAUGGCAGGGAAUGGCCCUCCUGGAUUUUCAUAUGGUCACAACUCACAUAUCUUCCAUCUCAAACAUUUACUUUCAUGAUGGGGCAAUUGGUUCAUCGUCAAACUGUAAUGCAAACGUCCGUGUAAUAAGUGACAGUCCUUCUGCCAUAUUACAUCUCUCCAAAGUUCUUUGGAAGACAUCUGCUCGUGCUGUUUCUCAUGACUCUUGUCCUUUGACAGUUUAUGUUGCUUCCUCUAUAAGUCAAGGUAUUGUGGAUGCUAUUGGUCUUAGAGCUCAAGGAAACAGUGGACUUAUAGCUGCUGAUAUUGAGCGUUCUUCACUUAUUUUAUGUGGUAAAGCAUCUGCUGAUACCAAUGGAACAAAAGAAGCACUAGCUGCCUUGUCUGGACCUAUCAUAGGUGCUAGAGGAGGUCUUCCUUUAUUGGCAAGGCUUCUGGUUUCUGGUGACUCUUUGAUUGUUAUAUUUGCUCCUGAAGAUACUAUUCGGAGCUGUGCUGGUAAACUGGUAUCUGCAGAUGCUGGUGUAAUUCUUUCUUCUCAAGGUGUUGCGCCAUAUUUUCAGACGUGGAAUUUUGGUGAUCCAGGUCCUUCCAAAUUCCCAUCCGCUGUUGUAUUUGCAACUUCUGACAGUUCCAGGACCAUUCCUUCUAUAUCCAAGCUAUCUCCUUGCCAAGCAGCUUAUCACUUCUUGGCCGGGUAUCAAAAUGGAAAGUUUGUACCUGCGUACAGCAACAGUCCUUCUUCCAUUGACCCAUUAGAACUUGCAAAAGCUCUUUCAUCCAAGUUGAAAGACAACCAAAUCUCAUCCUUUCUGGUUAAUGUCAAGGAAGGAGAAAAGAGUCUUACAGGACAUCAUUUUCUGACGUUGGUUCAAUCAUCUCUAUCAGGGAACGUAGCGCCAUUUCAACCUAAAGGUGGAGAUCUUGAAGAAAAGUACCAAAGCUUUUUGUCCACUAAAUUUCAGGAAAUACCGGAGGAAUUCUUGUUCUGA
Dovyalis caffra is the source of this 1197-nucleotide messenger RNA. Lineage: Eukaryota; Viridiplantae; Streptophyta; Magnoliopsida; Malpighiales; Salicaceae. The record is from the annotation of a GenBank genome assembly.